CUCGGACCCGAACACUGGUGGCGGCACAAGACCUAGACCUAGUUUUCACUCAUGGCCUGCACAAUCGACUUCCGCUGCCUAGACGAAGGCUUCGGCGGCAAAACCUACAAGCGCAAGCGGAACCCCGAAGCCGCCGACGACGACGAAGAUGCCGCCAUGGAAAUCGACGCCGCCGCCUAUCCACCUCCGGCGAAGCGAUCCGCGGUGUCCUCCUCGGACAAUCCGGACAAACCGGUCUUCGGCCGGCCGAGCUACGACGGCGUGAUCGCCGGGAAGGUCUCCGGGCGGAAGUGGAAGCAGCCGCGGAAGCAGAGGUCGUCGGCGCUCCAGGUGAGCCGGAAGGGGACGACGUUCGAGGAGAGGGAGAAGAACAAGUCGGUGAAGAAGGCGUACAAGGAGAGAAUGGCGGAGCUGAAGGGGGAGAUUAAGAGGAACAAGGAGGAGAAGAGGAGGAAGAGGGAGGAGAGGGAGAAGAAGAAGAAGGAGAAUAUUCUCAAGACUGGGACCAAGCUGCAGAUUAUUUCCAACCCCAAGACGAUUCAGAGGAUUUCGAGAACCAAGGCCAGGAAUCAACUCAAGCCUGUUCCCGAGGAGAUGAUCAAGAGGAACAAUAAGAAGAGCGGCCUUUUGCUUACGGAGUAGUCAGUCUUUUGCUUUUGUUUACUGCUCUUUUUUCAUUUUCCUGUUUUUGUUUUAUGGUAGGAUUUUUCAUCCUUGCUUUUGGGGACAAUGAGGAGGUGUUGUGUUAUGUGUUAAUGAAAUCGAAUAUAUGCUACUCAGAGUUGCUGUGUUCAAA
Messenger RNA from Rosa chinensis, 796 nucleotides. RefSeq names its product coiled-coil domain-containing protein 86. Lineage: Eukaryota; Viridiplantae; Streptophyta; Magnoliopsida; Rosales; Rosaceae. Gene Ontology annotation, cellular component: nucleolus. The transcript has a single exon. The record is from RefSeq and is a predicted model, not a curated record. Bases 52 to 642 code for a protein of 196 amino acids.